CAGAGUCCGACCUCGACGCCAACAAACCGCAGAACCCACCGCGAUCCACGAUGCCGCCGCCUUCACCUUCGUUCCCGCUCUCGCCGCCGCUGUCGCCCGCGUUCUCGCCCUCUGCCUCGCCUCCGCCCUCGUCCUCCGCCUCCUCCUCACCGUCGUCAUCAUCGACGUCGCUCGCUAUCAAGCCCAGGUCGCCGCAGAUCCAACGCGAGAUCACAAUGCAAAAGCAGCAGCAGAAGACGCAGAAGCAGCAGCAGAAGCGUGCUCGGAAGAUGUCGCUUGCCGGGCGGGUUAGUGACAUGCUCGUCUCGCUGCUCGUGCCGCUGGGUGCUAGGCAGUCGCUCAUGCACACGUCGCUCGUCCAGCUCGCGGUCUUCCACUUCUACCACACAAUCCUCAUCUUCCUGCACAUUCUCGUCGCGGUCGCGACGCUGGCCGUGCGCCAGUAUUACACGCUCAAAAACAACUUCAUGGCAUUCCUCUACCAUCACCACCGCACGCCGCAGCUGAUUGCCCAGGACGUGCAGGGCCUCGCAAAGACGCCUCGCACGGUCGCCGUCGUGCUGACCUACCGAGAGUCAGAGGAAGGCGGCGGGAUCGACGGUCUGCUAGAGCAAGUCGCCGACGUUGCCUCCUGGUCUAUCGGCGCGGGCGUCAAGCAUCUCUCGGUCUACGAACGGACCGGCCAGCUGCUGGAUCUCCACGAGACCGCGCUGGCGGUCAUCGAGCGCACGCUUGUUACUUACUAUGGCGACUCGCGGUUGCCCACCGUGCGUCUCUACACGCCGCGCACGAAGACGUACUUUCCGGCAGAGGAGCCCGAUAAGGUCGACCUUGACAUUUCGUUUGUCGCGAAGGACGACGGUCGCGGGUUCCUUGUCGAGCUUACGCGGGAGUACGCUGAGUCGGCGGCGAGAGGGGAUAUGGAUCCAGAGGAGAUCACCGUCGAUCUUGUCGACAGGACUGUAGUUGAGCGCGUGAUUCCUGAACCGGAUCUGGUGGUUAUCUUUGGCCCGAAGCUUGUCUUGGACGGAUUCCCGCCAUGGCAAGUGCGUCUUUCAGAGAUCUACUAUGCGAGAUACAACAACUCGGUAACGUACAACGUCUUCCUUCGCGGCAUCAGACGGUACGCGAACUGCAAGAUCAAUGUUGGAAGAUAGACCUUUACGAGAUCAAAAUCACUAGAGGGAUGGUUAGACGACAUGUGCUGGGGGGAUAUUUGACAUGACGAUUUUAUAUAGCUUGUUGCGGAGUUUUGCUGGUUCUAUGUUAGUAUAUUUGCUGUUACUUUUAUGCGAGAGAGAGAGAGAGAAGGAGAAAAGAGUUGCUUGGUUAGAUGGGGGAGGGUUAGAAGGGAGUGAACGGGAGGAGAGGAUAUGUUCAGAUUGCAUUGUAUCAAUUUAGCUAUUUACAUUGAACUUGUAGGUUGUGUAUGUCGUGGACGUAGCUGUGUGUAAAAAGAGGAAUUGCGAUAGAAUAGAGAAAAUGAU
Messenger RNA from Myxozyma melibiosi, 1487 nucleotides. RefSeq names its product Decaprenyl diphosphate synthase-like protein. Lineage: Eukaryota; Fungi; Ascomycota; Lipomycetes; Lipomycetales; Lipomycetaceae. Gene Ontology annotation, molecular function: ditrans,polycis-polyprenyl diphosphate synthase [(2E,6E)-farnesyl diphosphate specific] activity. Gene Ontology annotation, cellular component: endoplasmic reticulum membrane; dehydrodolichyl diphosphate synthase complex. The record is from RefSeq and is a predicted model, not a curated record. The coding region runs from base 51 to 1157 and encodes 368 amino acids. The transcript is spliced from 3 exons.